UCUCAAAAUAAACGUGCUCGUGUGGUGUAGCGUGCCGGUCGAAUCGAAUUUGUUGGAUUUUGUAAUAAAAACGAAUACUUUAUCCGAUUCAUUAAAGCUGUGCGGCUGUGACACGAUACUGUAGUCUUUAAUUUGAUUGGAAACAAAAUGUUGCUCGCAGAAGAACCAGUUGAAAGUGUGGAACCUUCAAAGAAUGGUGUACCUGAGAAAUUUAGGGCAGAAUUUGCCGACAGUAGCGAAAGUGAAUCAAGCUUUACGGAUGAGGAUGAUUCCGAUGAGGAGCUACGUCAAGCAUUUCUUCGCAACGAAUUGAAGCCGGGUUUGAACGUGAUAGUGCAGAACGAACGCGCCCCGCUGUAUGAUACGGUCAAGCUAAAGGCUUCGAUAGAAGCAUGCACCCUGAAAGCGCCCUGGUUGGAGCGUAUGGAGCUGGUGAACGAUCUGGCCCCGCUCACACCGGAGCUUGCAAUACAGAUCGAAAAGCACGAGCAAAAGCGUGCCAACCAGUUCAAGGGCAACCGCAAGAUACCGUACGUCGCGCCGGAAACCGACACCGUGUUGAACGACUUCAAGCGGGAGAUACUGUUCCACCGGCAGGCCCAGGCCGCCACCAUCGAGGGCAUCCGGAAGCUGCACGAGCUCGGUGUCGCGACCAAACGCCCGGAUGACUACUUUGCCGAGAUGGCCAAAACGGACGAGCACAUGCAGCGCAUCCGGAAGGUGUUGCUCGACAAGCAGGAAGGUAUUGCCAAGUCGGAGCGUAUUCGGCAGCUGCGGGAGCAGCGCCGCAUGGGCAAGCUAAUACAGCGCCAGGCGACGGAGAAGCGUGACGAGGAGCGAAGAAAAAUGCUGGGCGACAUUAAGAAGUUCCGCAAGGGUAAACUAUCCAAUCUUGACUUCCUGGACGAUGACGACGGACCGCGGGGUGAGUUCCGCAAGUCGGGCAAGGGGCCGGGUAACGGGAAGAAUGGAAAGCGGGCCGUCAGUGGUAAGCGGAAGGCACGCGAUGCAAAGUUUGGGUUCGGCGGACGGAAGAAGGGCAAGAAGCAAAACACCCGCGAGUCGUGCAUGAAUGAUGGUCCGCCCCGCAGCAAGGGUGGCGCGGGAAGGAAGGGAGUGAAAGGGGCGGGAGCGAAAAAUCGGCCAGGAAAAUCGCGCCGAGCACAGGCGAAGGGUGGUAAGGGUGGUGGUCGCAAGAAGUGAACUCUCCCACCCGCCUAAACGCUUGCCGUUGUGUGCAACCUAUAGAUCGUUAAUGGUGGUGAACACUUGACGAUAAUGUACAUUUAAUGUAUACCAUAAGCCUUUUUUUGCUCGUAUCUUAAGUUUUUCUUCCUUUUGCAUACAGAAUAAAGCAUAAAUGCAUGGCGACCAUUAUGCGCUAAGU
Molecule: messenger RNA, 1387 nt
Organism: Anopheles moucheti
Lineage: Eukaryota; Metazoa; Arthropoda; Insecta; Diptera; Culicidae
Product: probable rRNA-processing protein EBP2 homolog
Exons: 3
Coding region: 148-1203 (351 amino acids)
Biological process (GO): rRNA processing; ribosomal large subunit biogenesis
Cellular component (GO): nucleolus; preribosome, large subunit precursor; nuclear periphery
Source: RefSeq, a predicted model, not a curated record